Molecule: messenger RNA, 711 nt
Organism: Psylliodes chrysocephalus
Lineage: Eukaryota; Metazoa; Arthropoda; Insecta; Coleoptera; Chrysomelidae
Source: the annotation of a GenBank genome assembly
AUGACAUAUUAUAAUAUUAAGGAAAUUGCAGAUAAAUUGCCAACUGAUACGUCCUCCAGAUGCGGUGCGGGGGAGAGUGAUGCAGGUCAUAGUUUACCUAGACUUCCAAAGAUUGAAAUAUUCGAAUUUUCUGGAGAUCUUCGGGACUGGGAAACUUUUUAUUCAAUUUUUAAAAGUUUAAUUCACGAUAAUAAAGCUUUGUUUGAUGUUGAUAAGGUUUAUUAUUUAGUAGGUCGCCUCAAAGGCUCGGCUUUGGUGGUUUGCUCAGGGGUAGCACCAACUGGUGGUAAUUAUUCAAUUAUUUGGAAUGCUCUGGUAGAUAGAUAUCAAGAUAAAAAGUCUUUAGCAAAUAGUUACUUCAAUCAAAUUAUGGAUUUUAAACGUUUACAGGGUGAAUCGUCCAAAAAUCUUGAACUAUUUUUAGAAAAAUUUGAUUCUGCGGUUAAAGCUUUAAAAAAUUUAAAAGUAAAUGAUUUAACUGCUUUAAUUUUAGUACAUGUUGCUUUAAUAAAGCUAGAUCCAGAAACAAUUAAAACUUUUGAUAUGUUAAAGAGAGGUUCAGAUAUACCCAAAUAUGAGGAAUUGAUUACUUUUGUUAAAGAACCGUCUAAGAUAUUAUCUAAUAGGAAGCCAAUUGUUAGUAAGGUUAAUUCUGAUAAUAAAUUUAAAUCCAAGUCAUUUGUGGAUGCCCAGUAUAUAGAAACUAAUUGA